This is a messenger RNA of Quercus robur (English oak), 923 nucleotides long. RefSeq names its product universal stress protein PHOS32-like. The record is from RefSeq and is a predicted model, not a curated record. The coding region runs from base 173 to 667 and encodes 164 amino acids. NCBI's taxonomy places the organism in Eukaryota, Viridiplantae, Streptophyta, Magnoliopsida, Fagales, Fagaceae. The transcript is spliced from 4 exons.
GAAUAAAGUAAGAGCCUAACUAAAAUUCAACGGAUCGCACAGAACCAUCUACUAGUUUCAACUCCUCUUUAUUGGUGCCAUUUUCUGAAGCUUAGCACUGGUCUUUGUGAUAUUAUUCUUUGGUUUUUUUCUGAUCUUUCUGAGAUUGAACACUAAAGAAGAAGAAGAGAACAUGACGAAAGAUAGGAGCAUAGGAGUGGCCGUGGACUUUUCAAAGGGAAGCAAACUUGCUCUGAAAUGGGCCAUCGAUAACCUAUUCGAGAAGGGUGACACUCUCUAUGUCAUCCACAUCAAGGCCCCUCUAGGCAGGGAGUCUCGAAAUCAACUUUGGUCCACCUCUGGUUCACCUCUGAUUCCAUUGGUGGAGUUCCGUGAAAAGGAGAUCGUUUCAAAAUAUGAGGUUGACCUCGAUCCUGAAGUUUUGGAGUUGCUUGACACUGCUUCUAGGCAGAAACAGGUGACUGUCGUGGCAAAGAUUUACUUUGGGGAUGCAAGAGAAAAACUCUGUGGGGCAGUUGAAGAUUUAAGGCUUGACUGUAUAGUCAUGGGUAGCAGAGGCCUUGGUAGCAUCCAGAGGGUGCUCCUGGGUAGUGUGACCAGCUAUGUUGUAGCAAAUGCAAAUUGCCCUGUGACUGUCAUCAAGGAUCAAAGUCCACGUGGCAUUUGAGUCUAGUUUCAUGUGAACUUUGCAAGGGGCUUGAUUGUUUGGAAUAAGGGUGUUCUGUCUCUGUAUGCAUUCGCCUGCAAAAUGGGAUGAUACUUAGAGUUUACGGGCUCAUGUUAGUAAUGGUGGUUAAAUUAAAGGUGUGUGAGCAACAAUUUCAAAAUUUGCCGGGUAUUGAAACUUGAAAGUUAAUUUCUGUCUAAUUUCAGACUUUUGUAUAUCUGUUAUUUUACCUGGUUGUAUGGCUUGCUAUUAUUCA